Molecule: messenger RNA, 2771 nt
Organism: Larimichthys crocea (large yellow croaker)
Lineage: Eukaryota; Metazoa; Chordata; Actinopteri; Sciaenidae
Product: formin-like protein 13
Exons: 17
Coding region: 187-2679 (830 amino acids)
Source: RefSeq, a predicted model, not a curated record
CCUGCCUUACCUGGAAGAACCUGAGCCGAAACAGGGGAGGCGGUGGCAAAAACAUGAAACAAAUCUCAGAGGCGGAACUCUCUGGGAAAAAACAAAACUUCUUUUACGCUGUUGCUAUAAAAGAGGAAUCUGUUUCGAGUGUUUGCAUGGAUGUUGUGACUGAAAUCUAAAAAAAAAAAAAAAGACAUGAUGCCAGGUUUGGGAUUAAAGAAGAAAGAAAAUCUUUCCAGGAUGGAAAGAUUCACUGAAGACUUGCCACAGCUGAGCAAUGAGAUGCAGCUGAGCAUCAUGAACAGGGUGAAGAACGGAGAGUUGUCCAUCGAUGAUGCUCUGAACCAGGCCAGACAGGACAGGAAGCAGCUGCUGAAAGACAAGAGCCUGGCGGAAGAGGAACCCUCACAGUACAACUUCAGUGUUCACAAGCACGGCCGCUACAGGUGGCAGAAACGAGUUCUUCAGAUCGACUUCAAGACCAAAAUGCUGUGCAGCAUAGAGAAAGGAAUCAUCAAGCGACAACUUCCCUUCUCUAUCGUCAAGAGUUGUGAUGAUGGAGUGGGUUCCCGCUUCUCCAUUUCCUUUAAAGGACAUCAUGAUUAUGAACUGGAGGCCAUGUCACUGGAGGACAAACACAAGAUGAUUCAGCUCGUGAAUCGGAUUAUUUACGGGAACAUAUACAGUGAUCCUCAAGAGGGCAAUGCAGAAACACGUCAGCAGCCCGAAGCUUCGCAGAGCCUCCGGGAAGGCGUCUUGUUGCUGCACCGAGGCGGCCUGGCAUCAUUCAGAUGGGUGAAGUAUGAAGUCCGGCUCCACCCAGGCCAGCUGACACUGAUAUCCUUGAGGCGACGAGAGCCCGCUGAGGGUGAGGUGAGAUCCACGGUGCCCAUGUCUACCGUCAUUCACCUGUCAGACGGUGACACCAGCGUACAGAAGCCUCCCAGCAACGACACCUUUACUCUGAUCACCCACAAAAAUGAGUACCAGUUCCGGGUGCCUCUACCAGAUCAAACAACUUCUCCCGGGUCCGUCCAAAUGGAGCGAGAUGCUUGGGUCGAGGCCAUUGCUAAACUGUGUUCAGACUGGAAGAGGAAAUCCAUGGGUGAAAACAUGUUUGUGGAGACAAAGGUUCUACGAAACAUCAGCAUAGCCGAAGACGCAGAGGAUACUGACACUGAGCUCGAGUCAAGUAGUGAAAAUAUAAAGUUCAAUUGUCUCCCAUGUGAUUAUGAAAAUUUAGAACCCACUCCCGGUGGUGGAGCUCAUUUACCAGCUGGUGACACGGAUCCAAGCAAUCCCCCGGCCGAUCACGCAAAGCCUGUUCCGAAGCCUCGCAGCACUAAGAAGGCCGCUCGUCCAGAUAUCAAGCGUGGGGCUUUGCCUCCUGUCCCAUCACCAACCUCUCCCGGCGUUGUUGCCUUGUCUUCACCCACCGCCUCUCCUCAACCUUCACCCUCUCACUAUGCCCUCCCAUCUUCUGUCAAAGUCCCAGAGUCUCCUCCCUGUGUACCAGCCUUGCCAGUUCUGCCUGUCCCACCCCCAUUGCCCCCACCUUUCCCCUUCAAACUGAGGACGAACUCAAAGAAAGCACGCACCAAGGCUUUCCAUUGGGACGUGGUUGGGUCAGAUAAGAUUGCAAAAUCAUUUUGGAAACAAGAAAGCACCAGGAGGAUUGAAAUCGACACAUCGCGCUUAUAUGAGCAAUUUGCUGUUAAAGAUCUGGGGACGUUCGGCGCGGUUGAGCCGAGUAAUACCCAGAAUAUUAUGCUCAACCCGAAGGUUGCACACAAUUUCAACAUUUUCCUCAAAAGUUUUCCAGUGCAACCUGGAGAGCUGAAGGACAAACUGUUCAUCAUUAACGAGGAAGAUGGAGGCAUGUCUGAUGAGCACAUCACCUCUCUGAGGAGGUACGUCCCUACCAUGGAGGAUGUGGAAAUGUACAAAUCCCACAAAGGACCUGUGACAGAGCUGCAUAUUGUGGACCAGUACAUGAUGGAGAUGUGUAACAUCCCCUACCUGAGCACACAACUCGACCUGCUGCUGACUCUGAGAGAGCUCCCGAACAGCAUGAACGACCUGCAGCCUCUGAUUAACCAGCAGAUCAGAAUGUGCACACAGCUGAACAACUGCAGGUCAUUUCUUUCCAUGCUGGAGUACCUCCUCACCAUCGGCAAUUACCUGAACGAGAACGCCAGAAAGGAAAAGGCCAAGGGAUUCCGCCUCUCGUCCUUAACUAAAGUCUCCCAGCUACGUGGCAGAGACAAGAAGUUCACCUUGCUCCAUGCCCUUGUGGAGCAGAUCAUGUUGCAUGAACCGUGCUUGGCCAAUUUUACCCAAGAGUUGGCAGAAUUUGAAACUGUCCCGGGAGCUUCCAUCAAAGGCCUGACCGCAGAAGUAGAUGUCUUGAAGAAUGAACUGCAGAAAGUCAUUCAGUACAGAAAAACUUCCAAGAAGAGAAAUGUCGGAGUUCAGCACCCAAACUUCUCCAAAGACCUGAAGAUGGCAAUUGAGAAAUACAACACGGAUCUCUCGGCAUUGACGAAGACGUGUGAGGAGAUGAAGAAACUCUACUCUGUCAUACUGGUUAAAUUCGGAGAACCGGCCGAGCAAGACUCUCAGGAGCUGUUUGGGAUGAUCUGUCAGUUCGUCGACGGAUUCAAGAGGACCCAUGCUGAAAUGAUCUGACUUUAUAGAGAUAUUGGUAACUGCUGAGACUGCAGUCACGCUGCAGUAUUUGAUGUUACUGUGUGAACAUAAAACUGAUCUGUGUCACAAUA